Molecule: messenger RNA, 2965 nt
Organism: Tuber melanosporum (Perigord truffle)
Lineage: Eukaryota; Fungi; Ascomycota; Pezizomycetes; Pezizales; Tuberaceae
Exons: 5
Coding region: 1-2196 (731 amino acids)
Biological process (GO): amine metabolic process
Molecular function (GO): copper ion binding; quinone binding; primary methylamine oxidase activity
Source: RefSeq, a predicted model, not a curated record
AUGCGACCCGAAACCAGAGGAUCCGUUACACAGACAGUCUCAGAAAAGCUUAACAUCUUUCUCUCGACACCCCCACCGCAUCCAUUAGACCAAUUGUCCAUCGAUGAGAUCAACAAAACCCGCGAUGUUAUCCUACGUGCCCAUUCCUCGAUGUCCAUUGUAUUUAGGACGAUAACCUUGGAGGAACCGGCAAAAGUUUUAUUAUUGCCGUUCUUACAAGCCGAGCACAGAAGAGAGGUGACUAAUAGAACUAGAAGGCCCCCGAGACAUGCGAGGGUAUUGUUUGAUGCCAUUGGGGAGGAUCGCUCUUUGGAGUUAUGUGAUUCGGUGGUGGAUGUGACAUUAGGGGAGGAAGUGAGCUUUGAUCUUAUUGAAAAGAAGUAUCACUCGCCUCUAAAUGCUGAUGAAAUUGCCAUCUUCCCCGAUGUGGCAAUGGCCUCACCCCUCUUCCAGGAAGCUUUGGCUGAGCUGAACCUACCCGCGAACGUCGUUAUCGUUAUCGAUCCAUGGAUGUAUGGGGGCUGGGAAAAUCCUAGAGAAAUAAGCCCUCGUUACAUGCAAGGGCUGGUUUACGCCCGUGACCCCAAGACAAACAACCCGGAUUCAAAUCACUAUGCAUUCCCAAUACCCUUAAUCCCGGUGAUGGACAUCUACAAGAGGAAAAUCAUUCGAGUUGACAAAUUAGCUACUGGUGGUAGGGGGGAUGGACUCAAAUCCGGUACUGGUCCUAAAAACGCUUUGGAUCAUUGCAGAGCUGUGGAGUACAUCCCAGAGUUGGUUGAAGGAGGGCUGAGGCAGGAUGUCAAACCACUUAACGUUAUCCAGCCCUACGGACCAUCAUUCACAACUACCGGGUCACUGGUCGAGUGGCAAAAGUGGAGGUUCAGGAUCGGAUUCAAUCCUCGUGAGGGCGCAACAAUACACGAUGUUUGGUAUGACAACAGGAGUGUUUUCUAUCGCAUGAGCUUCAGCGAGAUGUCCGUACCGUAUGGAGAUCCCAGGGCACCAUUCCACAGGAAACAGGCCUUUGAUUUUGGAGACGGCGGAGCUGGGCGAGCAGCAAAUAAUCUCGAACUCGGCUGCGACUGCCUUGGCCUCAUCAAGUACUUUGAUGGGAUCAUGAACGACACCUCCGGCAAGGGUAUUGUCUCGAAAAAUGUUGUUUGCAUGCACGAAGUCGACGACGGUAUCCUGUGGAAACAUACAAACUACCGCACAAACCGCGCUGUCGUCACCCGCAACCGGAAAUUGAUUGUGCAGUUCAUCAUCACUCUCGCCAACUACGAAUACAUCUUUGCGUAUCACUUCGACCAAGCUGGUGGGAUUACCAUAGAGACAAGAGCUACAGGUGUUGUUAGCACUGUACCAAUCGAUCCAGGUACUACCAGCCCAUGGGGUAAUGUUGUCAGCCCGGGCGCUUUGGCGCAGAACCAUCAGCACAUAUUCUGUGUGCGCAUCGACCCAGCGAUUGAGGGUCCAAAGAACACCGUAAUCCAGGAAGAGUCACAUCCUGUUCCUUUCACUCCAGAACUUAAUCCUUGGGGAAAUGCGUAUGAAGUCAGACAAACAAUGUUUAAGAGGACGUGUUGGGCAGACGCGGCGCCACAUAACGCCAGGCUCUUCAAGAUUGUCAACCAGAAUGUCCGCAACCCGAUAAGUGGUAGGCCUGUGGGAUAUAAGCUCGUUCCUUCGCCGUCCCAGCUUACCUUAGCCCACCCCGAUAGCAUCAUGGCGAAGCGCAUGGCGUAUGCAAGCCAUCAUUUAUGGAUCACUAGACAUCGCGACGGGGAGUUCUGGGCAGCGGGCAGGUUCACCAAUCAAAGUUCAGUUGAGUCUGGUGGCGUCAAAGAUAUGAUUGAGAGAAAUGAAAAUAUCGAAAAUGAGGACCUUGUCAUCUGGCACUCCUUUGGCUUAACCCAUAACCCUAGGGUGGAAGGUUUGUUUAUCUUUCCCAGCCAUACGCAUCAGAUUCACCUCAAGCCGGCAGAUUUCUUCACCAAAAACCCUGCCAUUGAUGUUCCCUCGACCAAAAACCAGACGUCCAUCCUGUACAAAGUUGGGGGCCUUGUUAGCGGAUUCGUGGCGGAGGUUCCCCAGAAUAACAAGGAAAGCGAGCGCACCAGACAAGCGAAAUUGGUUACCGUGGACGACAGCACAGAGCAGCUCGCGCAAGGGAUAAAGAGUUGUUGCAUAUAGGAAGGCGCUUCGGAGUUCUGUUUUUUAUCCUUCCCUCCUACUCCUGCCGUUAUUGGUAUAAUACUUUUUCUGUCACCCACAUAUAUCCGAAUGGCAGCAGGAGAGUGGUUUCUUUUCGUCACUUUUUCUUUCCAAUGCAUUCAUAAGGGCGGGCGUUUGCUUCAAGUUACUCCUUCUAUUCCAUUCCUUCAAGUCAAAUACUUCUAUCGUACCUAUUUCAUUUCUUUUUCUCUUCUUUCCUAUUUUCGCUUCUGGAUCGCCUUUGUCGUGUUAAAUUUUUCAUUUUGCCUUUCCUUAGUUGUUAAAGGCCGGGUUUUUUCUUUUUUGUCACUGCUACAACGAAAUCACGCUAUUUAGGUCAUGAAGCGACGAAACGAUUGACGUUAUGAUGCCAUAGACUCUUUUGUUUUUUAUUUUAUUAUUGACGCUCUUCGUUAUUCCUUUUCCCUUACCUUCCUCACUCACCCUUCACUCGAAAGCGUAGUGCGAAAACGCUGCAAGCAGGCUAGGGCGGGAGAGGGAGGGGGGGUAGGGUGUCGAAAACCCUCAUUUCUUCAACUUAUGGCCCAUACGCAUGUUUCUCUUUUUAUUUCCUUCUCCCUCUCUUUCCACUUCCUUGUCCCCGUCAUCACCGCCUUUGUACAGCAACCACACCCAUACUAAAAGAGAAGAAAGAGAAGGGAAAAAGAAAUUUGUAAAUAACUCUCACGUCUCUUCCCCUUCAGUAAGCAAGUUAAGCCUCACGUAUUAUACAAUGCCAUAUCACAAG